AUGGAGAAUAAUCAGUCUUUUCGGCAAUUCAGUGACCAGCUGCGUUUGCAGACAUCCAACUUGGCAAACCUCUCUCUGAACGAUUCGAUUUGGAGCAACAAUUACGUGUCCAAGAGGCGUGAUGAAAGGAUUAAUUUUGACAUCAAAGUGGGUGGUGAGAUAAACUCUUUCAAGUCAAAGGAGCCUGCUUGUGAUUACAACGAUAACAUGAAUGGAUCUCUUCUUGCCAUGACUUACAACAACAACAGUAUUUUGGGUGUUGGUUUGGAUGGUGGGGUGGGUCUCAAUGGAGGGUUCAACAAGGGAAUUUACUCCAAACCUGCCUUUGCCAAUCUUAACAACAACAUUAACCUCAAUAUCAAUCCAAAGGGCCACAAAGGCAAGGGUGAAGAUGAGUUUCUUCAUCUUCCCAAAUCUUCUAAGAAAAACAACAACCCCAACAAGAAACACGAUAACAACAACAACAGCGGCAACAAUGAUAACAACAAGGAUUCCAAGGCUUCUGCCGACAAGAGAUUCAAAACACUGCCACCUUCGGAGUCUCUUCCCAGGAAUGAAACCAUUGGGGGCUACAUCUUCGUUUGCAACAAUGACACCAUGGCUGAAAAUCUCAAGAGGCAACUCUUCGGUCUGCCUCCAAGAUACAGAGAUUCUGUUCGGGCCAUAACUCCAGGGUUGCCCCUUUUCCUUUACAACUAUUCCACUCACCAACUCCAUGGAAUCUUUGAGGCUGCAAGUUUUGGAGGAACUAAUAUUGAUCCAACGGCUUGGGAGGAUAAGAAAUGCCCUGGUGAAUCUCGUUUCCCUGCUCAGGUAAGAGUGAUUACUAGGAAAACAUGUGAACCACUGGAGGAGGAUUCCUUCAGACCAAUCCUUCACCACUAUGAUGGUCCCAAGUUUCGUCUUGAGCUGAACGUGCCCGAGGCCUUGUCUCUGCUGGAUAUUUUUGCUGACCAAGAUACCUUCAACGAUACUUUCAAGGCUCUGGCCGCAUAA
Messenger RNA from Sphenostylis stenocarpa, 996 nucleotides. Lineage: Eukaryota; Viridiplantae; Streptophyta; Magnoliopsida; Fabales; Fabaceae. The record is from the annotation of a GenBank genome assembly.